UAUAUCUUCUACCUGGAGCCAGACAAGUUGGAGUCGGGCAAGGGGAAGUGUUCCUAUGACCCCAAAGUAGACACCGUCUCUGCAUUAAUAAAUGAAGAGCUCUAUGCUGGCGUCUACAUCGACUUCAUGGGCACAGACGCAGCCAUCUUCCGCACCAUGGGCAAACAGACAGCCAUGAGGACAGACCAGUACAAUUCACGCUGGCUCAAUGACCCAGCCUUCGUCCGCGCCCAGCUCAUCCCUGACAGCAGCGAGAGGAACGAUGACAAGCUCUACUUCUUCUUCCGAGAGAAGUCGGCCGAUGCCCCGCUGAGCCCUGGGGUCUAUUCCCGCAUCGGGCGCAUCUGCCUGAACGACGACGGGGGCCACUGCUGCCUCGUGAACAAGUGGAGCACCUUCCUGAAGGCCCGGCUCGUCUGCUCCGUGCCGGGACCCGACGGGAUCGAAACGCACUUCGAUGAGCUCCAGGAUGUCUUCAUCCAGCAGACUCAGGACUCCAAGAACCCCAUUAUCUAUGCCGUGUUCUCCGCUUCAGGGUCGGUCUUCAAGGGCUCUGCCGUGUGUGUCUACUCCAUGGCCGACAUCCGCAUGGUCUUCAACGGGCCCUUCGCACACAAAGAGGGACCCAACUACCAGUGGAUGCCCUACACAGGCAAAAUGCCCUACCCCCGGCCGGGUACCUGUCCUGGGGGGACCUUCACCCCGUCCAUGAAGUCAACCAAGGACUACCCUGACGAAGUGAUCAACUUCAUGCGCGCGCACCCCCUGAUGUACCACGCCGUCUACCCCACCCACCGCCAGCCGCUGGUCGUCCGCACCAACGUCAACUACCGCUUCACCACCGUGGCUGUCGACCAGGUGGAUGCGGCAGACGGGCGCUAUGAGGUGCUUUUCCUGGGCACAGAUCGGGGCACCGUGCAGAAGGUCAUCGUGCUGCCCCGGGAUGACAUGGAGACAGAGGAGCUCAUGCUGGAGGAGAUUGAGGUGUUCAAGGUGCCGGCACCCAUCAAGACGAUGACCAUCUCCUCCAAGAGGCAACAGCUGUACGUGUCCUCAGCUGUAGGCGUCACCCACCUGGCCCUGCACCGCUGUGACGUGUACGGGGAAGCCUGUGCUGACUGCUGCCUGGCCCGGGACCCCUACUGCGCCUGGGAUGGCAGUGCCUGCACCCGCUACUCUGCCUCCUCCAAGAGGCGAAGCCGGCGGCAGGGCGUCCGGCAC
Leptosomus discolor (cuckoo roller) is the source of this 1221-nucleotide messenger RNA. Lineage: Eukaryota; Metazoa; Chordata; Aves; Leptosomiformes; Leptosomidae. The record is from RefSeq and is a predicted model, not a curated record.